CAUCUCUCCGCUUACRCACAAGCACCCUAACGGUAGGGUCAAUUUUAGACAAUGAAGCUAGAAUUUGGCUCAAAGGAAUUCAUAGGCGACUGUGUGGAAAAGUGCACACAAGGAAUCCUUAUCGUGGGGAAAUAUGUCGAUGUAUUCCUUAUGGUCUYUUUUGCACUGCACGUCAGGUUUUAAGAGAUMUCGAAGUCAGGGAGCCCGACUGCUAUAUUGCCAGUAAURGAAAGGCAGAAGUCAUAUCYUUAACUUCAUUUCAGUUGGUGCUAAAUUUUUUAUCGUGUMUCUCUGGGAUGGAUUCAAAAGAUGUAAAGAAAUAUUUUACUCGGACACUGGCUACAGAGAGGAGGUAUCRGCAUAAAGUGAAGAUAAUUGUCUCCCAAGUAAAAGACUUUGCUUUUGUUUACAAAAAGAGAAAAGGGGAAUUAUCUUUGCAAUUCCAUUAUGGAGAAUGGAAUACCUAUGGCAAUCCUCAACACUCUACAGUAUAAGCAAAAAGUAGGCAAAAGAAAGAAAAAA
This is a messenger RNA of Actinia tenebrosa (Australian red waratah sea anemone), 522 nucleotides long. RefSeq lists its product as uncharacterized. The record is from RefSeq and is a predicted model, not a curated record. Lineage: Eukaryota; Metazoa; Cnidaria; Anthozoa; Actiniaria; Actiniidae. Gene Ontology annotation, molecular function: protein binding.